AUGUCUUCCUUGGCCGAUAUUCUACGAGCCAAUGGCGCCCUGCUGGGAACUUUUGUCAACCUGACCUCAACGUUGUCCGCACAUAUCAUUGGCAUUUCCGGCUAUGACACCGUGAUAAUCGACAUGGAGCACGCCCCAACAUCGGCGCUCGAGGCGACGCACAUUGUGCAGGCUAUAGGCUCAUCGUCCAAGGGGACCUGUAAGCCCCUCGUCCGUGUGCCUUCCCAUGGAGUGGAGUGGAUCAAAUGGGCUCUCGACAGUGGUGCAGCCGGCAUCGUCGUCCCCAUGGUCAAUACGCCAGACGACGUGCGCCAAAUUGUCCAAAAGGCCCGCUACCCACCCCUUGGCCAACGCAGCUAUGGCCCCUCCUAUGCCCCCUUCGCUGAUCCAACCUUCGACCGGACGCCUGGGCAAUAUUUCAACACGAUCGCCCCAGGACUUGCAGUGCUGCCCAUGAUCGAAUCUGCAGAGGGCGUGAAGAAUGCCGAUGCUAUCCUUGCCACUGAAGGCGUCACAGGUGCAUUCGUUGGGCCCUUUGAUCUGCGCUGCUCGCUGGGCCUACCUGGUGGAGAUGGAACAGAGCAGCGCUUUCUCGAUGCUUUGAGCGCCAUUGUUGCGGCCGGGAAGAAGGCCAACAAGCCCGUCGGCAUCUACACGGGAUCGAUCGAGCAGAUGAAGCGCAAUUUGUCCUUGGGCUUCAGUCUGAUUGUCUUCCAGGCCGACUCUACAUUCCUUGCGAGCGCUGCCAGGGCUUCGGCGGAAGAGGCGAGAUCAGUCUUGAAGCAGGCAAAGCUGUAA
Messenger RNA from Fonsecaea nubica, 798 nucleotides. RefSeq lists its product as hypothetical. The record is from RefSeq and is a predicted model, not a curated record. The transcript has a single exon. Lineage: Eukaryota; Fungi; Ascomycota; Eurotiomycetes; Chaetothyriales; Herpotrichiellaceae. Gene Ontology annotation, cellular component: cytoplasm. Gene Ontology annotation, molecular function: aldehyde-lyase activity. The coding region runs from base 1 to 798 and encodes 265 amino acids.